Aspergillus niger is the source of this 672-nucleotide messenger RNA. RefSeq lists its product as hypothetical. The record is from RefSeq and is a predicted model, not a curated record. Bases 1 to 672 code for a protein of 223 amino acids. Lineage: Eukaryota; Fungi; Ascomycota; Eurotiomycetes; Eurotiales; Aspergillaceae. The transcript has 5 exons.
AUGGAUUUCAGGGAUCCUUUCUGUCGCUUGAAGGCUGAUCGAUGGAGAGGUAGUAUGCAAGCCGAGUUGAGCAAAGACUCGUGGGGGGCAUAUGUUAGCCACUCUAGCAGUGACGGAAUCACCAAUAGCUCGAUAGCGAGCAAGCCCCUUUUCAAAGACAUUUUCGCUCGCCAUGAUGGCAUCGGCGUCCAUCCAGCAUUCAAAUCGGAGCUCUCGGCGGCGAAUGACUCCUGGGCUUUCCCUCAAGCUCCAAUUUCAUCCCCUUCCCAGCUCUUUUCUUCACGGAACAUCCGCAACCACCAAGUGAAGAGAUCAUGUCGGCAGUCACACAAGGCUCCGAGCCCCUGCAUAAGGCAUGCGAUACGUGCAGAGCCAGGAAAACGCGAUAAAUCUCGGGCAGCACUGAUGCCUGCGACUUCUGCCUGGUAUAUCAGGCCUUCAUGUCUCGUCUGUCGGAAUGCUAAUUGUCAUAGUCCCAGCACCGUCCCUGCUCCUUUACUCCAGUCAAGCGACCAAGGAAGCGCAAGUAUGACACAUCAGGCUCUGAAAGUGUGGGCUAUCAGCAGCCGGGACUGUAUAUCGACUCUUUACUUGCAAAUCGCCAAGCCUCACGCAUACAUGGAGGUGCCAGUCAUCCAGAUCAGGUAUUGUUUGGCUCUCCUUGGAUGCUAA